AUGGAUGGCCCGUUACACAGAGCCGUGGUGGAUAAGAAGCCCGUGCCAGAGAUUGAUUUCACAUUGCAUAUCAUGGAAGAUGGCUCCCAGGUGAGCACUCAAGAACGAGUAUGCAAGGAUGUCCAGGCUCCGGCCAUGCAACCCCCCACGAACGAACAGUUUUGGUCUUCCAGCGACCGAUCAAAGCCGAACUUGUCCUUCCUGAAGCAACACUUUUACCGAGAAGGUCGGUUGACUGAAGAGCAAGCCUUGUGGAUCAUAAGUGAGGGUACAAAACUCCUGAAGGCGGAACCAAAUCUGCUGGAAAUGGAUGCUCCCAUCACUGUGUGCGGCGAUGUCCAUGGACAAUACUUUGAUCUCAUGAAGCUGUUUGAAGUAGGCGGGGAUCCUGCUGAAACUAGAUAUCUCUUUCUGGGGGAUUAUGUCGACCGUGGGUACUUCAGCAUUGAGUGCGUGCUUUACUUGUGGUCUCUCAAGAUUUGGUACCCAAAUACCUUGUGGCUUCUUCGCGGAAAUCAUGAGUGCAGGCAUUUGACCGACUACUUCACCUUCAAACUCGAAUGCAAACACAAAUACUCGGAAAAGGUCUACGACGCAUGCAUGGACUCCUUCUGUGCCUUGCCACUGGCUGCUGUCAUGAACAAGCAAUUUCUGUGUAUACACGGUGGCCUAAGCCCAGAAUUGCACACCCUGGAGGAUAUCAAGAGCAUUGACCGAUUCCGCGAGCCUCCCACUCAUGGCCUCAUGUGUGACAUCCUCUGGGCCGAUCCUCUGGAGGAAUUCGGUCAAGAGAAGACCGGGGAAUACUAUGUGCACAACCACGUCAGGGGCUGCUCCUAUUUCUUUUCCUAUCCGGCCGCUUGCAACUUCCUUGAGAAAAAUAACCUCCUCUCCAUCAUUCGUGCGCACGAGGCUCAGGAUGCCGGCUAUCGGAUGUAUCGCAAGACGCGAACAACUGGUUUCCCCAGUGUCAUGACCAUUUUCAGCGCGCCAAACUACCUUGAUGUCUACAACAACAAAGCUGCAGUGCUCAAAUACGAAAACAAUGUUAUGAACAUCAGACAGUUUAACUGCACCCCUCAUCCUUACUGGCUUCCGAACUUCAUGGAUGUCUUCACAUGGUCUCUACCUUUCGUCGGUGAGAAGAUCACAGACAUGCUGAUUGCCAUCCUUAACACCUGCUCUAAGGAAGAAUUGGAGGAAGAUACACAGAGCUCGAGCAUGGAACCCGAGACACCUCCAUUUGGCGCCGAUCCAGAAUCCACAGAAGCCAAGCGGCGAGCCAUCAAGAACAAGAUCCUCGCCAUUGGGCGACUUUCCAGGGUCUUCCAAGUCUUGCGUGAAGAAUCUGAACGCGUCACUGAGCUGAAGACUCAAUCCGGAGGUCGCCUGCCGGCAGGGACUUUGAUGUUGGGUGCUGAGGGCAUCAAGCAGGCGAUCCACAACUUUGAGGACGCUCGUAAAGUUGAUCUCCAAAACGAACGUCUCCCACCGUCGCCAGAGGAAAUCGAGAAGCGCAGCGCCGAGGAUAGGCGAGCUGCACUGGAGAGAGCAGCCACUGAAGCAGAGAACGACGCUAACCUGCAGGGCGUGGCAAGGAGAAUCAGCUUGUAA
Fonsecaea pedrosoi CBS 271.37 is the source of this 1614-nucleotide messenger RNA. RefSeq names its product serine/threonine-protein phosphatase 2B catalytic subunit. Gene Ontology annotation, biological process: calcineurin-mediated signaling; fungal-type cell wall organization. NCBI's taxonomy places the organism in Eukaryota, Fungi, Ascomycota, Eurotiomycetes, Chaetothyriales, Herpotrichiellaceae. Gene Ontology annotation, cellular component: calcineurin complex; cytoplasm. Gene Ontology annotation, molecular function: calmodulin-dependent protein phosphatase activity; calmodulin binding. The transcript has 4 exons. Bases 1 to 1614 code for a protein of 537 amino acids. The record is from RefSeq and is a predicted model, not a curated record.